UAGUAUCACAGUGAAAGUCACGGGGAUUCAUGGAGCGUUAGCUGACUUAUGUGACAUAUAUAUUCUGUUUAAGACUGUUAUUGAAAUUCCGAAAACCUCGCAAAUAUGUUUUUGACUGCAACGGUUUUAAUAAAUUCCUGUCGGAUUAUUGUGCCUGCAGGAAUAUUGUUUUCUGUUUCGCCCAGUUAUUACAUCGUGUGGCUUGCGUUCCGUUCACUAAGCGUUGCGUUGCCAUCAAAAGUCUUCAAGAAAGGGGACGAGUUUUUGUGGUCGACAUAUCAACGAGUUGUUUUGUUCUUUUUUGAAACCCUAACAGGGGCAAACAUUCAUAUUGGUGGAGAUUUGGAUGUGCUGUUUGGCAGUGCUAAAAAUGCCAUCUAUAUUUCAAAUCAUCAGUCUGACUUGGAUUGGAUCGUCUCAGACAUGCUGGCAAUACGACAAGGGUGCCUGGGAAGUAUUCGAUACAUUCUGAAAAACGAAUUGAAGAUGGUACCUCUCUAUGGGAAUUGCUUCUAUGAGCAUGGAUGUGUCUAUGUGAAGAGGAGCCGUGGUCAGUUUAACCAGGAGAGGAUGCUUAUGCACCUUGAAGCAAUGAAGAAAAGAGGAAAUCCAGGCUGGCUCAUAAUCUUUCCAGAAGGGACCAGAUAUGAUCCUCUGAAGACAUCCAGCAUAGAAAAAAGUGAAAAACAUGCCAAAGAAAUAGGCUUACCUGUGCUCAGACAUCACCUGACGCCGCGAGCGCGGGCGACGCAGCUGAGUGUACAGACGCUGCGGGACGUCAUUGACGACAUCUAUGAUGUCACGAUCGUCUACGGCGACACGUGGGAUGCGCAGAAUGGUCGCCGCCGACCCGCCAUCAACAUGUUCAGUUUCACCGUAAAGCCGGUGGACGUCUACAUACACUUCAGGCGCAUCGAUGUACGAGACGUGCCAAACAAUGAGGACGGUAUCAAGCACUGGCUACACCAGCUGUUUGUGGAGAAGGACAGGUUUGUCUCCGGCUACUACUCGACACGCGAUGACGAACAGCAGUUAUUCCUAAAGCAGUUCCGCCGCAGCCAGCUGCCGUGGCAGAGCACGGUGCCGGCGCUCGUCGCGUGGGUGGGCCUGACGGCCACCGCACUGCUCACGCCGCUGGGCCGCACCGUGUACGUGUGGGGCGCGCUCGGCGGCACCAUCAUCGGCUACAGCCUGCUGCUGAUACGCAAGGUGUCGUAGAGAUUCGACGACGCGACGCCAACUGGGGGGAAGGGGAGUUGUUCGUCUUUCAUAAUUCCUUCUUUAACGUGCAUUUUUGCCAGCAUGGAUUCGGCGCGGGUCGUAGGGUUGCGCCGCCGGUUGUUUGCUCAUCUGCGACGCGCUCUGGUCGGGGAUUAGGAAACGCGUCGUCAAACAUAGGAGGGUGGUGCCGAGGGAUGCUACUGCGAUAAUACUAACAGACAAUAAAGCAUUUACUAAUUAUUGUUUUUAAAUUUACGGCAUAAUCAUCGGUAAACUAGCGAAAAUACCAAUUACCUAAGUAUGUAUACAGAUUGCCGUGUAGUGGUGUUGUGGUGUAUCCGUUUGUGUUAUCGCUUGGUUACUUGGCUGUUAUACGCAGCCUUGUUGCGUUAACUGUUUUAAGCUCCAUGUGUGUGUGCUUGGUCAGAUGCUUUUAAAGGAUAGCUUUUAGGCUCCCUGCAAUCCAUUGAAAUUGAGUUGCGAGUUUUUGUGAUGAACCAUUACAUGUAUUGUAACAGGAUGGCGGGUGUGUUAAAUGGCCGCGUGAAAGCAAAUGAAAAGCUCAGGCUUUGUUAUUGUGCCAAAGAGUGUUGAGAGAGUUGUUUCGUGUGAGGUAUGGAGGGUGAGUACUGUAUUUAAGUGCUCCAUUAUUUCUUCUAAAGCCGGUGAGUGAAAGAAACUGUUUAAAAUGGCAAAGGAGUUUUUCAGAUAAGUAGCUUCUGCGGUGAUCAUGCAUCAUGCAUUUAUGAAUUGUAGUCAGCUGGCAGUCGGGUAUGCAAUAAGUUAAUUAUCAUAUGCUGUUAACCUAGAAAUUCAUUGGUGAACAUGCAUAGACCGCGUUUCGGUUGCCUGAGCAUCCAAGGGACAAGCAAUCCAGGGGGACUGUUGUCAGAACUACAAUUAGUCCUAAUUUUGGUUUAGAUUUUUUAGUUUUUCUUCUAGUCUUACUCCUUGCUCUGUGACCGUUGUCAAAAAUAUCCGCUUUAUUAUGACUGGUAUCGUGAUGCUAUUCUUAAGUUUUAUCAUGGUCCUAAUUUAAUCGUAACAGAAUCUGGGACCAUUCUGACAAUGCCCCCCCCCCAAGUAAUUAUAAACAUUACAAUCUAAAUGUUGGACAUUGUUUACAGGCAUUCCAUAUUACGUACAGAGAUUAUUCCAUGACUUCCUAAUUGUGCGAUGGCAGUAUAGCUAUUUUUUGUGUUUGCACUAAGAUAUAUACAGUGCUAUGUGCCAAUGCUAUGUAGUGUGCAGUACCACGUGUAUGUGUAGUGUCCAGUGACAUGUAGCUGUGUGACUAAUCUAGUCCUCAAAUCUUACGUAAAUCUUCGAUCUGACAAGUGAAUGCUCGCUCACAUUUAGGUGCAGCGUCGAGAAAUGUGUUGCACGCAGUGCAUGGUUGGCACACGCACAGCCCUAAGUGACAUACACCUACUGCAUUAUAAAGUCUCUUCUAUAUAAAGACAUGAAUAAGGGAAUGUGUGAAGAAAAACAUACCGUGCGGGUGUCUGUAUGUAUAUAAAGAUGUUCGUUGAUAAUUACAGUUUGCCUACUGCACAAAUAUGUCUGAUGUUAUACUUAGUACGUAUUCAUACUUUAUUUGACUACGCAUUAAAAACGAUCUCGUGCAUGUUGGCACCUGGGUAUGGAUAGUGAGAUUUCGGAGCAGUUGGCGUAGCACAAAGUUGGAGGUAUAUACUGAAUUGGUGAUAUAGUAUAAUAAUAUAGGUGAACUGGCCAAAUUCACUCAUGCUAACUGUUGUGUCCAGCAACCGAUCACUUGACACAGUGCCAUGUAAUUGCAUUAGUCUGACAGAAAUGCAGGCGUGGCAGGAAUACGAGUAGUUGUGUGCUUUAUAUUUUAGCAGGAAAGCCGUGUGCUAUUGUUUUAAUGCAUUUUUUAUCAAUGGUUAUUUAGUAUUAGACUGUUUGCGAUUGUUUAGGCAAGUCGUAAAGAUUAGACCUGCGGUGGUAAUUCUGCAGAAACAGCACCCACAGAAGCUUGUAUCAAUAUAUAUAUAUAUUAUAUAAAUA
Priapulus caudatus is the source of this 3252-nucleotide messenger RNA. Its product is annotated as 1-acyl-sn-glycerol-3-phosphate acyltransferase epsilon-like. NCBI's taxonomy places the organism in Eukaryota, Metazoa, Priapulida, Priapulimorpha, Priapulimorphida, Priapulidae. Gene Ontology annotation, molecular function: acyltransferase activity. Gene Ontology annotation, cellular component: mitochondrion; endomembrane system. The coding region runs from base 106 to 1218 and encodes 370 amino acids. The transcript has 8 exons. The record is from RefSeq and is a predicted model, not a curated record.